Messenger RNA from Vigna angularis (adzuki bean), 2214 nucleotides. Its product is annotated as transmembrane 9 superfamily member 2. NCBI's taxonomy places the organism in Eukaryota, Viridiplantae, Streptophyta, Magnoliopsida, Fabales, Fabaceae. The transcript has 7 exons. Gene Ontology annotation, biological process: protein localization to membrane. The record is from RefSeq and is a predicted model, not a curated record. Gene Ontology annotation, cellular component: membrane. The coding region runs from base 132 to 1913 and encodes 593 amino acids.
CAUUGUUUUGUAUUUCUUAAAAUAAAUGCGGUAAUUUGCGUGAAAAUCGUAGUGAUAAAUUGCUUGCUGGUUGUCCUUAUUUGUUUCUCUGUCCGUCUAUCUGAUCUGAUUGUGAGUGCAGACCAAGAGCAAUGGGAAGGAGCGGGUUGGCUUUGGUUCUCGCGAUUCUGAUCUCUUUCCAAGGAACAAUCCUCGUCAGAUCCGAUGGCUCCGAUCACCGUUACAAGGAAGGAGAACCCGUUCCCCUUUACGCCAACAAAGUCGGUCCCUUUCACAACCCCAGUGAAACAUAUCGGUACUUUGACCUGCCAUUCUGUGUGACAGGCAAGGAGAAAGAAAAGACCGAAGCUCUUGGGGAGGUUUUGAAUGGCGAUCGCCUUGUUAGUACUCCUUAUGAACUUAAUUUCCGAACAGAGAAAGAUGCUAAGCUUGUAUGCAGUCGGAAGCUCACAAAGGAGCAAGUUGCUCAGUUUCGAGAAGCAGUUAAGAAGGACUAUUAUUUCCAGAUGUAUUAUGAUGACUUGCCAAUUUGGGGAUUUAUUGGGACGGUUGACAAGGAAGGGAAAACUGAUCCUAGCGAGUACAAGUAUUUUCUUUACAAGCACAUUCAGUUUGAUAUUCUGUACAACAAAGAUCGAGUGGUUGAGAUCAGUGCCCGGAUGGAUCCUCACUCUGUGGUGGACCUGACUGAGGAUAAAGAUGUUGUUGAUGUUGAUUUUAGGUACACAGCAAAAUGGAAGGAAACUGACACUUCUUUUGAGAAGAGAAUGGAAAAGUACUCUCAAUCUUCUUCUUUGCCUCAUCACCUUGAGAUUCACUGGUUCUCGAUCAUAAACUCCUGUGUAACAGUGCUUCUUUUGACUGGUUUUCUGGCAACCAUUCUCAUGCGUGUAUUGAAGAAUGACUUUAUGAAAUAUGCUCAAGACGAGGAAGCUGCUGAUGAUCAAGAGGAGACAGGGUGGAAGUACAUUCAUGGUGAUGUUUUUCGGUUUCCAAAACAUAAGUCUUUGUUCGCAGCUUCCCUUGGUUCUGGUACUCAGUUAUUCACACUUACAAUCUUCAUUUUUAUGCUUGCAUUGGUUGGUGUGUUUUAUCCAUAUAACCGAGGUGCUUUAUUUACUGCACUGGUGGUCAUAUAUGCUCUCACUUCUGGCAUUGCUGGCUACACUGCUACUUCCUUCUACAUUCAACUUGAAGGGUCUAAUUGGGUUAGGAACUUAUUGCUCACAGGAUGCCUCUUUUGUGGCCCCCUUUUCCUUAUGUUCUGCUUCCUUAACACAGUUGCAAUUGUUUAUAGUGCAACUGCUGCCCUGCCAUUUGGCACAAUUUUGGUGAUAGUCCUAAUAUGGACAUUGGUAACUUCACCAUUGCUUGUGUUGGGUGGUAUUGCAGGUAAAAAUAGCAAAUCUGAGUUCCAAGCACCUGUCCGCACUACAAAAUAUCCUCGAGAAAUUCCACCUCUGCCUUGGUACAGGAGUACCCUUCCCCAGAUGGCAAUGGCGGGAUUUCUCCCAUUUAGUGCCAUCUACAUAGAGCUGUACUACAUUUUUGCAAGUGUAUGGGGCCACAGAAUUUAUACCAUCUACAGCAUACUCUUCAUUGUUUUUAUUAUUUUGCUGAUUGUCACUGCUUUCAUCACUGUGGCUCUGACAUACUUCCAACUUGCUGCCGAGGAUCAUGAAUGGUGGUGGAGGUCUUUCCUCUGCGGUGGAUCAACUGGGUUGUUCAUCUACGGCUAUUGCUUGUAUUACUACUAUGCAAGAUCAGAUAUGUCUGGUUUUAUGCAAACAUCGUUCUUCUUCGGUUACAUGGCCUGCAUCUGCUAUGGUUUCUUCCUAAUGCUUGGUAGUGUAGGUUUCCGUGCCUCCCUGCUCUUUGUUCGUCACAUAUACAGGUCCAUCAAGUGUGAGUAACUGGUGGCUGAACGUGUUCGUAAAGUUUAUAUUAUCUGUUAGGUGAAGACGAAAAAGGUCCAUGAUUUUUUUUCUCUUUUUCUGUCAUAAGGUAGGUAUUAUAGUGUGUACCUGAGAACUAGAGAAGCUUAGACCCUUUUCAUGAAUUGGUGUCAUGCUUUCUCUAUUACUGCACAGGCUUGCACCUAAGGAAGUUUUUGGACCAUGGGAUUUAAUCUUUCAUUGCUGUAGUCACUUAAUUUUAUUUGAAGUAGCUUGUAUUAUUUAAUCUGAAAAUGACCAUUUACAAUUAGUAUGAUUA